CUGACACUCGCUUUGUUACCACCACCACCGCCAAAUCGUCCUCCACCACCCUUCCCCGUCCUUUUCUUGUUGCCGUGGCCGCCUAUUCUGUCGCUAUCGCAGCCGAGAGCUUCUCAACAGCCAAACACAAAUCCCGUCCCAAACCUACGCAUUGACUCCAAGACCUGCGAGCAUCAUCGCCCUCUCGUCCCGAAUAAGUGCCGCCGUAAUAGUUGCGAUUAGGCGCGGUGUGGUGGUGGUCUGCAGAGCACUCCUGCUGCUCUCCUCCGUGCGACAACAUUUCUCACUUGGGCGCAGGAGAAGGGCGCCAUGCCAUCGUUUCUGAAAGAGCAUUUGAGCUUCAGACGGCGCAGCAGACCGUCGAUCAGAGACUCUUCCAGCGCACGUGCAAAUGCAAGCGCCAGUGCCAGUGCCAGCGCCAGUGUGAGUGCCAGCGGUAGCAGCUCCGAAGCCAGCAACGAUGAACCGCACCUCGGACGACCUUCACACGCACUGAGCAAGUCGUCCUCCACACUCAACUCCAACCUGGAAAACAAGCAGUCGCCGCCCACCACGCUGUCGUCGUCGAAAUCUAACACGAACUUGUCCGUCUAUGGCGUCAAUGGCAAAGCACCUCCCGUGCCUCCGCGGCCUCAGAUGCCCAGCUCGCAGAGCAACCGCUACAGCAUAAGUGGAAUGCCAGUGCAGAACGGGGAACGACCGACACCGUCGACUUCUCCGCUUGCGCCUCGCGUACUAUCCGUCUCCGAUGGCUCCUGGGUUCACCAAAAGGUGCUCCUCAUCUUCGGGCAGUGCGCCGAGCCAUCACAGCCCAUUGACGGCACCAUCACCGUCUGCCACCACAACGACAACUUUCCGCCCAUCUCGUGGCCCGUGUGCGACUCCCACUUCAAAGUACUGGUCCACCUCCAACCAGGACCCAACCGAUUGCGCCUCGACUUCACCUCGCCGAAAUUACCUCCUACAAACUCGUCGAUCCCCGCUCAUUCGUCAUGGAUCAACAUCAACUACCUCCCUCUCAACUCGGCGCCACCGCUGCAGCUAUGCAUUCUUGUCGCCAAGGACAGCCCGGGAACGUACGACGCAGUGCCAGAGCGUGUGGAAAAAGAAGGCAAUAAUAUACCGACGGCCAUCAGGAAGUUCAAAAUGGCGGCAUAUCUGUGGCAAGCCUUCACAGCAGAACAGAUGAAUCGCAAUGGUUUCGGCAGGAGAUGCUACAGAUAUGAAGACGAGUGGCAGCCGGGAUCGCUGACGUGGAAAGACAUGGAGACCGGGCAAAUGCGCAACGAGGCCAAAGUCCACGUUAUUCGCCUGGACAAAACGGUCGCUGAGAUCCAAGAUCUGGAAAUUGCGCAGCAAUACGAGCCAGCGAAGAAGAAGGGUGAUCUAUAUGGGUAUGCCAUGGAUGCCGUGAGAGAGUAUUUUGGACCUCGGCCCGGACAAACACGAUAUGUCUCGUGCAUGUUCCUGGAUUCUCACUGGGACAAGCAGAUUGGUACCGUUCGAGGACAUGCUGCGCUUGGAGGUGGCGACGAGUCGAUCAAGCUGGCCAUAUUUGGAUCGCACUGCCUGCAGUCAUAUCCCGCCCAUCUGGAAGAAGUUGUUCCCGCCUUUUCAGACUGCACGAGGACUGAUACCAACUACGUGGCUAACGACUGUAAUGAGGGAGGCAGCAAUUGGGAAUCUGCAAACAUUGGCAUUGGUGCGCACAUGCAUGAAACUGGCCAUCUACUCGGAUGUCCUCAUCAGGAAUCUGGUGUUAUGUUGCGCGAUUACACCAAGCUCAAUCGAACCUUUUUAUGCAGAGAGCCGUAUUCAACGAGAACGAAACAGCAAGGCCAAAAGCUAUGCCUGCCCAAAGACGAAUGUACUUGGCACAGGCUUGAUACACUACGGUUUCGAUACCAUCCAACCUUCCAGCUGCCAACUGACCAGGUCAUGAAUGCGGAUAGAAGUGUGCAAGUAUGGACUGUCGACAACAAUACCGUGCUUGUUACUGCCGCUACUGGUGUGGCAUGGAUCGAAAUCUAUCCCGAGGGGGAUGAAGUGUGCCAUUACUUUGUCGAAUAUGUGGAACCCAGCAGCGGACCUAGCAGCGCACCCCGGGUGGUAACGUUGACCGAGAAGAGUAUCCAGGAUCAGCUUCCCAGUGAGAAGCGCAAACGAAAGAUCAAUCUGAAGGUCUUCAGCUGUGGAGGCGCUGAGCUUGAGGUGAAGGACUUCUCUCGGCUCUGCUCAAAGGAGGCCAGAAUCAAGCUGCCAGACGGCAGACCGGGAUUCAAAGGCUCGAAACUCGGAUUCAGCCAGAUGGACGGCUCUAACCCGCAGCAACUCAUCCUGGGCAACUUUCACAAACAGGGAAAGUUCGACCAGAAGAAGCUUUUGAUGACUAUCAAAGUGUAUCAUGGUGACAUGGUGGAUGGUUUAGAGUUUUUCUAUGAAGAUGGAGUGAGUGAGCUCUUUGGAAAGCGAGGCGGCCGACCCGGUGGAAGCGAUUUCGCGCUCAACUUUCAGCGUGGAGAGAUGCUUUUGGGCUUCUAUGUGAGAGCGGGCGCUUGGAUUGAUGGCCUACAGAUUAUGACGACUACUGGGCGGCGUAGUGAGAUUUAUGGAAAGGCGACUGGCGGUUCAGGACACACGUUGAUCCCUCCGCGAGGAUACAACAUUGCUGGUAUCUACGGCAGUUGCGGGCACUGGCUAGACGGAUUUGGCCUCAUCAUAUCGAAAUGAAGGAACAGCAAGGAUUCAGCGGCGACAGACCCGUUUGAGCACACGCCCAGCGGCACAGUCCGCGACAUCGAAUUGCGAGGGCACCGGCAAUUCAGAGCCGGAUGGCCCAUCGACAGACACAUCGCCAUUGCUUCUCGGCGAAAUUCGCAUAUACAACCACAACACCUAAUUCUGCCGAUGGCAGCAGGACUGCAUACAUGGACAUGGCAGGAGAUGGGGGUUUCGGCAUGACAUGUCCCUUGGGGACCGCUGAUAGACACAUUUGCGUGCCUGAGAGGCGCGACAGGAAUAAAGAAAUGUAUUUGCCUUUUGGGAAGUGCACCCAAGACAGCCUCGGCAUAGAGAGGAAAUGUCUCUUUUUCUUUUUGGGGGAGGGAGGCACUUUUGAGAAUAGGCUAGAUCAUGACCUUGAUUAUUUCCCAUUCCCUCGGGCGGUUGGGGCAAGGAACCUAGGUUUGCCAUAGAGAAAUGUAAUGGGGAACGUAAACACAAGAAAUGCAAGGCCGUCACUUGCCUUUUC
Sphaerulina musiva SO2202 is the source of this 3250-nucleotide messenger RNA. RefSeq lists its product as uncharacterized. The transcript has 4 exons. The coding region runs from base 310 to 2730 and encodes 806 amino acids. Gene Ontology annotation, cellular component: cytoplasm. The record is from RefSeq and is a predicted model, not a curated record. NCBI's taxonomy places the organism in Eukaryota, Fungi, Ascomycota, Dothideomycetes, Mycosphaerellales, Mycosphaerellaceae.